AUGAGCACUUUUGGCGGGAAAAUUCAAGAAUUACCCAAUAUCAGUGUGGACAGAUUUGAUGGAGAAAAUUUUGAAUCUGAAGCUUAUUUUUUAUCUCACUGUCAUAGCGAUCAUAUGAGAGGAUUGGGAUUAUACUGUUUUCAAGAACAACUGGUAGAAAAAGGGAAAUAUUUAUACGCGUCUCAGAUUUCUUGUGCAAUUCUUAAAAGGUUGCAUCCUUAUAUUAAAAAUAAUGUAAAAGAACUAGACUUAAACAUCGCAAUUACAAUUUUAUUAGAAAAUAAAAAAAUUUCAGUGACUUUAAUACCUGCUGGUCACUGUCCUGGUUCAGUAAUGUUUCUUUUUGAAAAUGGUACUAGAAUUUUAUAUACUGGAGACUACAGAAUUAGUAAAAAUGAUAUUAAAAGAUUCGAUGUAUUUUAUGAUCAGUUUGGUAAAGUGAAAAUUAUAGAUACUAUUUAUUUAGAUACCACAUUUUUCUUAACAAAGUAUUUACAUUUUCCAAAAAGAGAAGAAAGUCUCCAAGAAUUGAUUCAAAUUAUCAAAGAAUGGACAGAUAAUGGAAAGCUUUAUUAUAUAAGUCUUAGAACAAGUGCCAAGUAUGGGUAUGAAUACGUUUUUAAUGAAAUAUUUAAUAAACUGAACAUGCCAGUUCAUGUUGGAGAAGAGGCAUAUAGGUUUUAUUCCCUUAUUCCAGAAAUGGAUAAAUCUGUGACUCUGGAUGCUUUUAUUACACCAAUACAUUCAAACUGUGAUGGUUUUGGAAAAACUUGUAUAUAUUAUGCACAGGACUUGAUGGUUAAAACAAUAAGGGUAUCAGCUUUUCGUUGGACCCAAGAUACCCUUACUGAUGGUAUGUCAGAAAUUGGGGCUGGUGAGCACUACAUAUGUUAUUCUACACAUGCUUCUUAUGAAGAAGGUGUAUCUUUCAUUAGAUUUCUCAAACCGAGACAAAUAGAAAUUUGUGUAAAACACGAUGAUCCUAAUAUUAAUAAAGAAAUGUCAGAUCUUAUUGAACAACAUUUAGAAGAAUUUAAAACUAAUUUGAAAGAGGAAAUAUUGCAUGUCCCAAAAUUGUUUGAAACAGAAAAUGUACAGAAAAAGCGAAAAAAUAAUAACGACGGAUUUUUUGGAAUUUUGGAUUCCCCGCCUAGAGAGGAUGUUGGAAUGCAAAAAGCAAAUAUUUUUCGUAGUAUGAGAAUUAAAGAAGAUCUAUUAAAAAACACGCAAGCAACAAAAUAUUCAAAAUCGGAACCCUCUUCAACAAUUUGUAUGGAACAGGUGCCUUGUCCAUCAUUUAGUUCAAACAAAUCAAACUUUAAACCAACUUCUAACAUUCUUAAUAAUACAUUAGAAUCAACAAAUAAUAAAAAUUCAGUAGUAAGUGCAAAUACGAAUUCAGUAACCAAAUACGAAGAUAAAACUAAAAAUCAAUUUGAUAUGGAUACUCCAGAUAUUUUUAUUGGACAGGUACCUUCUCCAUCAUUUAGUGCAAAUAUAACAAAUUUUAAAACACCUUCUAACAUUUUAUUAGAAUCUACCAGAGCUCAAACAAAAUGUGAUACUAUAUUUAAUAAAAAUUCAGUAGUUAGUUUAAAUUCGAAUGCAACCAAAAACAAAACUAAAAAUCAAAUUGAUCAGGAUAAUCCAGAAAAUAUUUUAUAUGAUAUUUUAAAUUCAAGUUCUAACAUUCCUCAAUAUUUUCCAAAUAUUUCAUCUUCAGAUGAUGAAGAUGAAGAUGAGGAAGCUAAGAUACUUAUAGAUAUAAUUAAUUCUCGUUCCAAUCACUGA
Molecule: messenger RNA, 1791 nt
Organism: Psylliodes chrysocephalus
Lineage: Eukaryota; Metazoa; Arthropoda; Insecta; Coleoptera; Chrysomelidae
Source: the annotation of a GenBank genome assembly